CUAGUUAGAAAUUUGCUUUUGCGGGUUAACCCACGACCCAACCGCACCCAUCCACCACCCACGCAACCCGUUCCGCAAAAAAAUGUGGGUGGAUUGCGGGUCACAAUUAUUCCAACUCGCUAGUAAGCGGGUGGAUAAGUUGAAACGAAAACUCACCCAACCCGCCAUUGCCUAGUGUUGUCGCUAGCUAGUACCACGAGAUUAAUGCUUCUUCUCUAACUACUUAUUCUACACUUCUCUAUAAUCCACUACACACUCUCUCUCUCCCUCUCCAAAAUGCCUUAUAUAAUCCAAGCAACCCCUCAAUUAGUGCACAGCCUAUAGCUCUCACACUUCCAAAACAGAAAACCCACAAAAACCCAAACAAACUCUUCCUUAGCAUAUGGAGAAGAAAGCAACAACAUUAAUCCAAGUCCCGGCAGUGGAGCUGGCGGUGACGGGUUCUUCUCCGCCAGCCAAGAUCAAGAUGCCGUCGAUCGGGAUGGGGACGGCGUGCGCCGCCCCGCUGCCACCGUCGGACGUCCUGGUGGCGUCGUUCCUCGACGCCGUGGAGGCCGGGUACCGCCACUUCGACACGGCGGCGCUGUACGGGACGGAGGAGAGCCUGGGGAGGGCCGUGGCGGAAGCCGUCGAGAAAGGGAUCGUUAAGAGCCGCGACGAGUUUUUCAUCACGUCCAAAGUUUGGUGUACCGAUCUGCAUCCCGAUUCCGUCGUCCCCGCGCUGGAAAACACACUACGGAGGUUGGGAAUGGAGUACGUGGACCUGUAUCUGGUCCACUGGCCAGUGAGCCUGAAAAAGGAAGCUGCCCCACUAGGGUUUGCCAAAGAAGACAUAGUCGAGUUCGACAUGAAAGGGACGUGGGACGCCAUGGAACAGUGCUUCAGACGUGGGCUCUGCAAAUCCAUUGGUGUCAGCAACUUCGGCCCCGCCAAACUUUGCCAAUUGCUUCGCCAUGCAACCGUCCCACCUGCUGUUAAUCAGAUAGAAAUGAACGCAGGGUGGCAGCAGAAGGAGCUGGUGAAGCUGUGCAAAGAGAAAGGGAUUCUGGUGUGCGCCUGGUCGCCGUUGGGAGCAAACGGCGCCGCUUGGGGGUCUUUCUCCGUCAUGCACAGCUCCGUCCUCAAGGAAAUUGCCGACGCCAAAGGCAAGUCCGUCGCUCAGGUAGCGUUGAGAUGGAUAUACCAGCAAGGUGCGAUUCCAAUAGUGAAGAGCUUCAACAAGGAAAGAAUGAGGCAGAACCUGGAAAUCUUCGACUGGGAACUGACACCAGACGAGGUUUCAAGAAUCGAGCAGCAGAUUCCACAGCAGCGUGGCUUCUCUGGGGAGAUGUUCGUCUCUGAGACUGGGCCUUACAAGUCUGUCGACGAGCUUUGGGAUCAACCUUUCAGUCUACCAUCAUAAUGAGAAGACAACAGUCAAACCCAUCUUGGCAUUCGAACUUUAGCAUCGGGAUCACGUACCAGGGAAUUGUCACGAACUAUUUGGCCUCUGUAGCUAGUGUUUUGUUACUCUCUUUCUCUGUCAGGGAUUAUGGAUUCCUGCAGAAGAGCAACAUCGAUUUAAGUGAUGUAACAGAGAAGAGUACGCGUCUUCAUCACAUCAUUUCAUCAAACAUGCAGGGUGGCUAAGGACAUUAUUUGACCCUUAAUCUGCAAAUGAGAUGUCUGAUAAUCUAUCAGUCAGCCAUGAACCAGACGUGAACAUAUCUUGGGCUGAGUAGUUAUUGUCAAAGACAAUGGCUCGGAAGACAUCACAAGUGUUAUAAAUAAAACAUCUACUAAUUGUCUAAUUCCAAGAGAGAUUUUAAUAACACGAAAGGGGAUCAUCGUGAAUUUUGUGGAUAGGCAGAGCAUGUUGAUUCCUACAGCCAUCUGACCAAAGCAUAGCUGGUUUUACAGUCGGACAAUUCCCGCCUCUUACACAUGCUGCAGCCUGUCACCCUGAAAAGGAAGAACAGUAGCAAGUUUUGAAUUUGAGCUAAGACCAUUAUACUCCUUUGUUUCUGGCAUCCAUACAAGCUUUUCAUCUUUGGUGGCUUUAAUCCAAUGAAGUGAUGAAUCCUAAAUUUAGCAGCUUUAUCAAUCUCCAUUAACCGAAAUUUAGCAGCUGAAUCCAAAAGUGAAUUAGCAUAGAAGAAAGCUAGUCAAUACUUCACAAGGAGAUCGCCGACGCCAAAUCCAAGUCCGUCACUCAGGUAAUAGCAAUUGCACCGCCUACAAUUUAAUUAAUAAUUAAGCAUUAACUACAGAGAUAAUCAUGCUUAAAAACCAGGUAGCAUUGAAGUGGAUAUACUAGCAAGGGGCGAGUAAAUAAACAGCUUCAACAAGAAUAGAAUGAGGCAAAAUCUGGACAUCUUCAACUGGGAACUAACCCAAGACGAGGUUUCAAAGAUCGAGCAGCAGAUCCCACAGCAGCAUGGCUCCUCUGAGAGGAGUUCGUCUCCAAGACUGGGCCUUACAAGUCUGCCAACGAGAUUUGUGAUCAACCUUUCAAUCUCUUGCCGUAAUGACAGGACGACCAUUAACAGUCAAUCCAUCUCUGGAUUGGAAUCUUAGAAUCGACAUUACGUAUCAGAAUAUCUAUUCUUACAAGUAUUUGGCCUGUGUAGCUAGUGUUACUCUCUUCUUCUAGCAGGGAGUAUGACUCCUGCAGAAGAAAAACAACAAUUUAAG
Molecule: messenger RNA, 2673 nt
Organism: Linum trigynum
Lineage: Eukaryota; Viridiplantae; Streptophyta; Magnoliopsida; Malpighiales; Linaceae
Source: the annotation of a GenBank genome assembly